Lachancea meyersii CBS 8951 is the source of this 1224-nucleotide messenger RNA. The record is from the annotation of a GenBank genome assembly. Lineage: Eukaryota; Fungi; Ascomycota; Saccharomycetes; Saccharomycetales; Saccharomycetaceae.
AUGACUAGCCUGGACUUCAGUGCUCUGCACGAGAAAAACACGAUUUUUUCAGUCGCCAACCAAGCUCUGAAGCUUACAUCUGCAGAGGAAAUCAAACCCAUUCUCGAAGAUUUGGCAAAAUUGCCUAAGGUCACGAAACUAGACUUUUCUGGUAACACUAUCGGGAUUGAAGCUUCUAGAGCGCUAGCUGAGAGCAUACAAAAAAGCCCAAAGAUCAAAGAUCACUUGCUCGAAAUCAAUUUCGCAGAUUUGUACACUUCCCGUUUGGUCGAUGAGGUCGUCGAAUCUUUGAACAUUUUCGUCCCCACAUGGCUGGAAUGCCCUCAAUUGAGCAUCGUAAACUUGUCUGACAACGCUUUCGGUCUGAGAACCAUUGACUCGUUGGAAUCUUACAUCUCGCAGGCAGCCCAACUGCAGCAUCUUAUCCUGUCCAACAACGGAAUGGGUCCAUUUGCUGGUGAAAGAAUCGGCAAAGCACUUUUCAAACUAGCCAAAUUGAAGCAAUCGCAGGGAAAGCCCUUAUUGGAGACCUUUAUCUGCGGCAGAAAUAGACUUGAAAAUGGGUCUGCUACUCACUUGGCUCUCGGACUGAAGGCUCACGGGUCCGGGUUAAAAACCGUCAGACUUUACCAAAACGGUAUCAGACCUCAAGGUGUUGCGGUUCUACUCAAGCAUGGUCUCAGUAACAACAAAAACUUGGAAGUUUUGGACUUGCAAGACAACACUUUCACCACGAGCGCGUCGCUAAUCUUGGCCGAUGCUCUGCCUGUAUGGCGCGAGUCACUUGUCGAAUUAAAUGUCAACGACUGUUUACUAAAGGGACCCGGUGCUAACGCUGUGAUUCAGGUUCUGAACGAGCAUACGUUUACCAACUUGCACACUCUGAAAUUGCAAUACAAUGAAUUGACUCAGGACACUUUGGUUUCCGGCUUACUUCCCGCGAUCCAAUCAGAAAAUCUUCCAGCUUUGAAAUUCCUGGAGCUGAACGGUAACAGAUUGGAAGAAGAUUCUGAAGCAUUGACAGAAUUGGACGAAUCUUUUGACGGCAAUCUGGACGAGCUUGAUGAUCUGGAAGAGGUGGAUAGCGAGGAUGAAGAGGAAGAGGAAAGCGAAGAAGAAAGCGAAGAGGUCAUGACCGUUGCUGACUUCGAUGCCCUCGAGAAGGCAUUCACGGAGCUCCAAGUUGACGAGUUGACAGACCAAAUGGCUCAAGCAUCUAUUUAG